AUGGCCAGUACCACGGAGACGCUCAAUGUUGCGGUGAUAGGCGCAGGAAUCGCAGGACUUUCAGCCGGCAUAGCUGUGCGCCGAGCUGGCCAUCAUGUCACCAUUUUUGAGCGUUCGACGUUCAAGAAUGAGGUCGGCGCGGCAAUCACCAUGCCUCCACAGUCUUCACGGAUCUUGAGGAAGUGGGGACUUGCUGAUCCCCCAUCGACCAACGACGCUCCAUAUCAGGAUUUGGCUUCUGGGAAGCUUCUACGAGGGAGUCGAAGGAGAAACCCCAAGACUGCAGAAAUAGUCAUGCGCACGGCUUUCGAAAACGAAGAGGAGGUUUACAGAGCUCCCUUUGUGUCCUAUCACCGCGCAGACCUGCAUUCUGGACUGCGGCAGCUGGCACAAGAUGCUGGUGUGGAGAUGGUGCUCGGCAAGAUGGCCGUCGACAUAGACUGCUCGAACGCUCGAUUGACCCUUGCCAGCUCAGAGGACGAUUUCAGGAAUGAGACUGUGCAGAAAGACCUCAUUGUCUUGGCCGACGGCGUGAACACUCGAUUCGUGAAGGAGAUCACAGGCCGGGAUAUUCCAGCUCGGGAAUCUGGACGUAGCGCUUUCAGAGCUUUGAUACCGACGAAGAAGAUCUUGAAAGAUACAGAAGCCAGCCAGAUAUUUGCCGAUGGAGGCGAACAUUUCUUGAAUGGCUGUGUGAAUCCAGCUACUGGCGUAUUUAUGAUAUCGUACCCAUGCCGAGGGGGAGAGCUGAUGAACGUGGCCAUCAUCCAUCCCGUUCGACCGGAUGAGAAAGGCAAAUCGGGCAAGCAAGCUCACAAUUGGAACUCUCCCGCAACCGUCGAGGAAGCCCUGGAAGUAAUACACGACUUCCACCCGGCAUACAAAGCCAUCGCAAAACUUGCCGACCCAAAGGUAUACACGAUCAAAGACCGAGAGCCGCUUCCAACCUACGCCAACGGACGAGCUAUCAUCAUUGGCGACGCGGCACAUCCCAUGUUUCCCACAAUCGCGGGCGGCGGCUCCACAGCGAUCGAAGAUGCCGCUGCAUUAGAGGUCGUUCUUCGUGACAUCACACCUUCGGAUUCCAAUCUCAUCACUCAAAGGCUAGCACUCUGGAACGCUCUUCGCCUGCCGCGAGACGUGGUAACGCAAGUUCUCAGUACCGCUAUGGUUCUACCCAGACCGGCGUCUCAAUAUGCGGAGCAAGUUCGGCAUGUGUAUACGGGUCAUCUUCCAGAUGAAGUGCUUGCAGGCUGGCAUGAAGGGACAAAGGCAUUCGUUUGUCCGUACGAUGUGUUUGAUGUGACUCGAAAGGCGUUGGAGUGGGCGGAGAGGGAAGCGUAUCCUGACGAUAUGAUGUUGCGGUUGCAGGAUGAAGGUGUGAUUAAGCACUUUGGGAGAUGA
Molecule: messenger RNA, 1404 nt
Organism: Zasmidium cellare ATCC 36951
Lineage: Eukaryota; Fungi; Ascomycota; Dothideomycetes; Mycosphaerellales; Mycosphaerellaceae
Exons: 4
Coding region: 1-1404 (467 amino acids)
Molecular function (GO): FAD binding; monooxygenase activity
Source: RefSeq, a predicted model, not a curated record